AUGACACAAAAAACAACAACAUCAACAACCUCUUCAGAAACAACUACAACCUCAAACUCCUCGACCUCUUCUUCUUUAUCUUCUUCACCACAUUCAACCUACCAUGGAGUAAGAAAACGAGAGUGGGGAAAAUGGGUUUCAGAAAUUCGAGAACCUCGCAAAAAAUCACGAAUCUGGCUUGGAACAUUCUCAACACCAGAAGCUGCAGCUAGAGCACACGACGUAGCAGCUUUAACCAUCAAAGGCAAAACCGCAAUUCUCAACUUUCCUAAUAUCUCCAACAUGCUUCCUAUACCUGCCACGUCAGCACCACGUGACAUUCAAGCUGCGGCAACAGCAGCGGCUGCUAUGGUUGAGUUUGACGAACCUGUCGUGCAUGUGACUGAACAAUGUUGUUCUGAUGAAUUUGAAGAGGAAGAAGAAGAAGAACUUGGUCAAAUUGUUGAACUUCCUAAAAUUAAUGAAGAAUGUGAAGAUGAUCACUCAGCUGCUGCUGAGUUUGUAUUGCUUGACUCGGCUGAUAGUGAUUGGUUUUACCAUCAAACUCCGACAAAUGGGUUUGAAGGAAUUGAAUUCUAUGCCACUUUUUCUGAUGAUUUUUCUGUACCUAUUUGGGAUUGA
Messenger RNA from Lathyrus sativus (Indian pea), 621 nucleotides. Lineage: Eukaryota; Viridiplantae; Streptophyta; Magnoliopsida; Fabales; Fabaceae. The record is from the annotation of a GenBank genome assembly.